Messenger RNA from Thyridium curvatum, 1509 nucleotides. RefSeq lists its product as uncharacterized. Gene Ontology annotation, molecular function: transmembrane transporter activity. Gene Ontology annotation, cellular component: membrane. Lineage: Eukaryota; Fungi; Ascomycota; Sordariomycetes; Thyridiales; Thyridiaceae. The record is from RefSeq and is a predicted model, not a curated record. Bases 1 to 1509 code for a protein of 502 amino acids. The transcript is spliced from 3 exons. Gene Ontology annotation, biological process: transmembrane transport.
AUGGCGGAACCCCAAGCCCACCGCCACAUCCCCGUCGAGAAGCUGCCCCAGGACGACGCCGAGGCCGCGCAGGAGGCCGUCGCGAUCGCCGAGUAUGCGCACGAGUACGUCAUCGACCCUGUGGCCGAGGCCAAGCUCGUGCGCAAGCAGGACCUGCGCGUGGUGCCCAUGGUCUUCCUCAUGUACUUCUUCACCUUCCUCGACCGCACCAACCUGGGCAACGCGCGCGUCGCCGGCAUGGAGGCCGACCUCGGCCUCGGCACCUACGGCUUCAACAUCGGCGCCUGCCUGUACUACGCCAUCUACUUCUUCGCCGACAUCCCCGCCUCGCUGAGCGUCAAGAAGUUCGGCUUCAUCGUGCUGCCGCUGAGCUGCGUCGCCUUCGGCGCCGUCACGCUGGCCACGGCCUUCAUCAAGAACGAGGCCAGCUUCUACGCCAUCCGCCUGCUGCUCGGCCUCACCGAGUCGUUCCAGUUCCCCGGCCUGAGCUACGUCGUCUCGCGGUACUACCGCCGCAGCGAGGUCACCACGCGCAUCACGUUCUUCAUGGUGCUCUCCGCGGGUCUCGCCAGCGGUUUCGGUGGCCUGCUCGCCUCUGGCUUCCUGUCCUUGGGCAGUAUCGGAACGGUCCACUCGUGGAGGAACAUCUUCCUGGUCGAGGGCAUCAUCACAGUUGGUGUCGGCAUCCUCGCAUUGUGGUUCUUCCCGGCGGACCCGUCCAAGACGCGCAUUUUCAACGAGAAGGAGCGCGAGCUGGCCAUGGCUCGCAUCUUCCAUGACCAGCCCGCCAUCGUCGAGCACAAGGAGCGCAUCACGUGGAGGCUGAUCAAGAGGGGCAUCUUCAACGUGAACGUCAUGGUCGGCUCCUGGCUCUACAUCUGCAACCAGAUCACCGUCCAGGGCCUGUCCAUCUUCACGCCCACGAUCCUGCGCCUGAACUACCCCGGCCGCUCCACGGUCCAGAUCCAGCUCCUGUCGGUGCCGCCCCCCAUCGUCGCCAUGAUCUACGCCCUUGGGGUGGCCUACCUUAGUAUGAAGACUCGUACGCACGGCUACGCCAUUGCCUCGUCGGCCAUGCUCUGCGUCAUUGGCUACAGCAUCUGGCUGAGCACCAAUAAUGUCCAGGCUCGCUACGCAGCCAUCUUUCUCAAUACCAUGGGAGGCUAUAGCUUUGGCUCGCUCACAGUCGGUUGGACGCUAGCAAACGCGGCGCCCGACACAGUGCGCAACGUUGCGAAUGCUGGCGUUUCCAUGCUGGCCAAUAUCGGGUCGAUCACCGCCACGUGGAGUUAUAUCAACACCGAUGCCAAGAACAACUACCGCAUCGGCAACAGCUUGAACACAGCUACCGCAUGUUCCGUCAUCAUCGCCACGAUCAGCCUCGUCUUGUAUCAGAAGUGGGAGAACAAGAAGCGCGCUGCUGGAGGCCGGGACUAUCGAUUAAAUGUGCCGCCCGAGCAGGUGGCUACUUUGGGAAAUAUGCAUCCUCAGUUCAGGUACAUUCACUGA